Molecule: messenger RNA, 4447 nt
Organism: Procambarus clarkii (red swamp crayfish)
Lineage: Eukaryota; Metazoa; Arthropoda; Malacostraca; Decapoda; Cambaridae
Product: UDP-N-acetylglucosamine transferase subunit ALG13
Biological process (GO): protein deubiquitination
Molecular function (GO): cysteine-type deubiquitinase activity
Source: RefSeq, a predicted model, not a curated record
UAGUAUACAUAUUUCGCCCACUGCUCGUUUCCUGCACAUAUGCUUAUCCUCCCCCCAUCAAACUAUAUUUCAUCAUUGUAACAGUUGCACACACACACGCAUAUUACAAUAUGUUCGAAAUAUUAUAAUGGCAUAUGAUGGGUUGUAUUGGGGGUGAGGAGUGUGUUAGUGUUGGAGGUGGUGGUUGUGUACGAAGGGUGCCGUGUGAGGCAUGGCAGCGCGUGCAGUCUGUGACACCAGCCACCGACUCCCUCAUCUUGCUCCCACCACACCCACCUGAGGACCCGCCAUGCUCAAAAUGCGUCGUCGUUUGAACAGUAGAGCAUUUGAUCCAUUUGAUGAAUGGCUUGAAUCACAGGGCUUAUAUCGUAAACAAGUUGCACGUGAUGGAUCCUGUCUUUUUCGUGCUGUUGCAGAACAGGUAUUGAUGACUCAAACCGAGCACGUUAAAGUGCGGGCUCUCUGCCUGGAGUAUAUGAUGCUGUACAAGGAUGACUUUCAACCAUUUCUGGACAUCCCUCUAGAUCAUCACGUCUUCAAAUUACAAGAUGUAAGAGAAUGGGGAGGACAUACUGAAAUCAUAGCUAUGUCUCGACUUUUUCAGGUGGAUUUCCUUAUUUAUCAAGAAAUUGGACAAAUGCCAGUCAAAGCCACUGAAAAUAGCUACCCUAAGACCUUGAUGCUAAGUUACACUCAUGGAAAUCAUUAUGAUAUCGUCUACCAAAAAGAUGCUGCCACCACACGAGGAUUUUGUCAAUCUGUGGUGUAUGACAUUCUUUAUUCACAUGUGUUUCAAUUGAAGGAUGUUUUAGUUGCUGUUGACACAAUGCUCCAUGAUAAGGAAUAUGCAUCAUUGAGAAGAGAUUCUGCUAAUUCAGCUGAACUUAAAGAGAUUGGAGCAUUAGUUGAAAAAAUUAUGGGGACCAGUAUCUCCCGAGAUAAUAGUCAAGAUGAAGCAGAUAAAAACACAAGCAUAGACGAGCGGCCGAGUUUAGAAGAAAUCCAUCCUGAUGAUGUCCGUGGUUUGCUAGCUCGAGGAAUACCACCAUUUCCCUAUAAAGUAGCAAAAUCUUUGGAUCCUGACAUAUACAGAAAUAUUGAAUUUGAUGCAUGGAACACUGUAAGGAGAGAAGCACGGUAUGGUCCUUUUGAUAGCAAUGGUUUUCAAGCUGGUGUGAAAGUUUUCAUCAAACUUGAAUUACUGCCAAAUCGGCAAGAAGUUGAAGAAAUGAGAAGAACUCGUAUGGCCAGGCAAGUUAGUGGUGAAAAUCACGACGGAAGAAAUCCAGAAGAAAGGGUUGAUGUUUAUCAUGGACAUAUCCAGGAAAUGUCUGAAAAUAAAGGUCCAGUAGAUGUUUAUGUAGAAGAAAUUGGCAGCAGGUUAAAGGUGCCUUACGACUCUCUUGAAAAAGUGCCUCCUUCUCCUCCUCGGUCUCCAUGGCAUAGUUCACAGCAACACCUACAGGCAGGGACAGGCUCAGGAGGAAGCUCUAUAGGGGCAAACAUUCCCAGCUACAAGAAACUCUCAGGGUUUUAUCAAAAGGCACCACUUCCUGCUGAGCCUGAAUACUCUACGGCAAGAAGUAAGAAGAAGGGUGGAAAGCAGAUGCGUGAGGUAUUAACAUUAGUCCCUGUACCUGCUCCUUUACGAUACUGUGGCCCUUCAAACACUACAGCAAUGAGAGGACGAGCUGCUGGCAGCCCGACGCCUCAUGGCCACUCGCCCCGCUCAAGAACACCCCAGGGGUCUUACCCACAACAAAGUUUUUCGGCAAAAAAUUAUUGCCAUAGAGGGAUGGGAUUAAGUAAUAACAGCAACUAUUCCAGCAGCCCUGCAAGAGAUGGGUUCCCAUCGUUGACUAAUCGUGGCAAUGUAGAUCUGGGGGUUGAGGGUGUGUGGGCAGUGAGACCCAGUGCCACUCAGUCCAGUCUACCCUCAGCUUCAAAUGUUGUGAAUGACCCUGUGCCAUGUUCCCUAAGAGGUGGGGCAUAUUGUCCCCCUACUCCUCAGCCAUCAUCUGUGGUUGAUGAGACUGAUCAGCAGAUGCGGGAGGUGACAUUGGAAGCACUUCAGCAGGUGAUGAGUGCAGGCGGUCAGCAGGAGGUACGAGUUAUCGGCCAGCAGUUGGAGGUGGUCAAUGCAGAAAAGCGGGCAGAUAUUCAAGAAAGCUCAAUAGUUGAAGGUGUUCCUCAUCAAGAUACACAUGCUUCGACAUCCCAGAUAGAUGAGAUGGUCACUGAUAGUGUUGGUUUAAACAGAGGACAUAAUCCAAGACAAUCAGUUGAAACAAGUCAGAAUCCUUCAUCAGAAAUGGAUAAAAACCAUCAAGUAGCACCUUGCCUUCCAUCUUCUGUGCAGGCAAAUAAUGAUGAGUUAGCUCAAGCAACUGUGUUUCAGCCAGAUUUAAAUAUCACUUAUAUAUCUCCAACUGCAAGCAUUACAGCACCACAGAUGGGAAGCUCUUCCUCUUCACAAAAUGCUGCCAUGUACACACUGAGCUACCCUCCACCUUUCUCCAGUCCAGGCCUUGUACAGGUAUUCAGUCCAGUGCCACCAACUGAUGAGAGUGACACCCCUACAGAGUUCACUCCACCACCCACUUCUGCUGUACCUACAAGAGCUGACAGUUGGGACCUAAAUGCACAAGGAACAGAACCUGACGCAACAAAGAUGAAUCAAGGAUUGACUCCAUUUGUGGUUUAUCAUAUGCCAGUAAUGUAUGGUGGUUAUGGAUAUGGGUACAAUCAGCAAUGGGCAUAUUCGUAUCCAGUGAUGCCCUCACCUGCUGUAGAGGAUGGCAAGCACACACCUCUUCCUGGUAGUGAAGGAUAUCACCAAAUAGUAGCUGUUGGAGGUUGGGGUCAAGGCUAUGCGGGGGACUAUGGACCUGUGCUGUCCAUGCCUGGCCCACCUCACCAGAACUACCCACCUAUUGUACGUGAACCUAGUCCUCUACCAUAUCCUCCUCCACCUUAUCAGGAUGGACGUGAGGGGAACAGAGAGGGAGGUCCCUUCCAUCACCACCACUACAGAGGACGAGGCAGGGGAGGGCCUCACCAUUAUAACCAUGUCCCACGAGGCAGUCAUCACAACAACCACCAAUACUCAAAUAAUUAUCAAGGCAACAGUUUUCAAGAUCCAUUAACAAUGGGGGGAUCAGUUGGAGGCAUGGGUCGUGGGGGAGGAGGUCAGCGUUCAUUACCUCCAAGAUUCCAGAGAGGUGUCAGUUCUCCACGCCACACACCACCUCACCUCCACCAAAGAAACCAUCAGUAUGAAGGACAACCCCUCAUGCACAUGGGCUCCAGGAAGUCCAGCUCUGAUAGUUUGGCUUCCCAGAUCGUUUCAGGUGAUAGUGUAGGCUCAGGUGGGGUAGCUUCCCCUCCUUUGGUCACUUUUGUGGACUCUGACCCACCUCAUGGAGUAAUGCCUCUUCCUCUACAGGACACUUCACUUAUGCCUUCACAAGACCAUAUGUCAAUGGCAGCAUCCCCAGGAUACUUCACUGCCCCUCCUGGUUAUGUUGUGAGUGGACCCUGGAUAUGGAAGGUGUAAAGAAGUCCCUGGCAUCGCAAGAGGUCACAUCAGUCAUGUUGUUAUUCUAUGCUUGGAUACUAUCUCAUCCAUUUUGGUAUGUGAUAGAUCCUCACAAAUUUUAUGAUCAGCUAUUUUGUCUAUGUACUUUUGUACUAUAAAAAUUCUUAACAGUAUCAUGUAUUUUACCACGAUAUUGUUUGAGUAGGUUAUAACUUCAAUCUAGUUUUACGAAAAAUUAAUCAAAUUAAUGGCUGUUUUGUUAUUUUUUAAUUGCAGCCAUUGAUCGUUACUGUCCAUUUUGAUAGCAAGGAAAAGAACUGUAAAUUUGUAAAGGGUACAUGAUAUGAAUGAGUAAUUUUUGUACUAUCAUUAACUAUUCAGCAAUUAAUGUUUGAUUUAUAUUGUUAAUACAAUGUGUUCGUCUUGUAUCUCUAAGUUGGCAGUCGUUGGCUGCCAGUAUAUGAAACAAGUCAGUUUUUGAUGGUUGUCAUUUCUUUUAUUGUAUAUGUACAUAUGAAUAUACAUAAAAAGAAAAAUACUUAGUUCCUUCAUUUUUUUUGUGAAGCUGUGCUUUAUUAAUUUUAAAGAAUUAUUGUUUUUGUUUAUUGUAUGAUUGUUUUAUUAAUUUUAAUAUAUUUGUAUUUAGUUACAAUUAGUACCUGUUCAAUUUAAUUAUACCAUAACAUAUGUGGUAUGUUUCAAGAAUUAUAAAAGUGCCUUAAUGGUACCCGUCCUACAAGUUUUCAUUCCACUAAUGUUGUUUAGUGAUAAAAUCUAGAUUCCUCAUCCCAGAGCACAAGACUUUGUUCAGUUGUCUAGUCGCAUAAAACAAGAAAGCUCUUUGAUUUAUUUUUGUAAAGAUUUUGUAAUUAUUGUCAUGUUCCAUAAAGAAUAUGAGUAUGUCUUAAA